AUGCAAACAAACAGCAACCAAGCCGUAAAGGCAUUGUCCGACAUAUGGCACCCCCAAGAUAUCCCUUCUGUCUUCCUGACGUCCUCCAGAGCGACCGUACCCCCAACCCCGCCCCCGCUUCAGACGCCAUCGACACUACUUCGCGACACAUGUCGCCGCAACGUCCAACUUCCAUCCCCCAUAUCCCCCUCCACUCGCAAACCCCCUCUACCCCUCGACUCCUCCUCCGACGUCUCAGAAAUCAGACGACAACCGUAUCACCGACACUUCUGCUAG
Molecule: messenger RNA, 276 nt
Organism: Pleurotus ostreatus (oyster mushroom)
Lineage: Eukaryota; Fungi; Basidiomycota; Agaricomycetes; Agaricales; Pleurotaceae
Exons: 2
Coding region: 1-276 (91 amino acids)
Source: RefSeq, a predicted model, not a curated record